UGUUCUCUAAAUAAUAUAUUACAUCAUAGUAUCAAAAAGUUGUCAAUUUCUGUAGAUCAGUACUCGUCAGAAAAGUUAAUCAAUUAUGUGUUAAUUUGAAUAUGUAUUAUCCGUUAGUGAUUCGACUUCAGUCUUAAAAUAUGGCCGCACAUUCGCAUUAUUUGAAAUUAUAUAUUUUCAACUUAAUUAUUUGUUUCAAAACAGCUGGAAUUGAAAUUUUAUCACUUCAGUUGACGUCAGUUAUAGAAACAAAUAAAGGUCCAGUUCGAGGUGAAAUUUUAACAUCUGCUGAUAGAAAAAUAAAAUUUUCAUCAUUUCGUGGUAUAAGAUACGGUAAACCACCCAUCGGUAAUUUAAGAUUCAAGCCACCUGUUGAAGCAGACCCGUGGACAAAUAUUUUUGAUGCAACUUCAGAGGGUAACUCAUGUCCGCAGACGCAUGUAUACAAUCCAAAUAUUUAUAGUGGUUUUGAAGAUUGUUUGAAUUUGAAUGUAUAUACUCCGAAAACAUAUUUUUCGAGUAAUUAUGAUAAUGCAAAUAAUUGUAGUAGUUCAGAUGGUUUAUUACCGGUCAUGGUAUGGAUUUUCGGAGGUGCUUUUACUUUUGGUGACAUAAAGAUUGGUUUUCAUGGUCCGGAUUAUUUUAUUGAAAACGAUGUUGUUGUUGUUGUAAUAAGUUAUCGUUUAGGGCUUCUUGGAUUUUUGUCGCUAGAUUUACCAGAAGCUACUGGUAAUGCCGGAUUAAAAGACCAGAUUCUUGCACUAAAGUGGGUAAAUAAGAAUAUAAAAAAGUUUGGUGGUAAUCCUAAUAAUGUAACUAUUUUUGGAAUAAGUUCUGGUGCAUCUUCUGUUGAUUAUCAUAUUCUAUCUGAUAAAUCACAAGGGCUUUUUCAUCGAUCCAUUAGCAUGAGUGGAUCAUCUCUAUGUUUUUGGAGUAUUACCACUACACCUCAAAUUCAAAAUUAUGCUUACCAAGUAGCUCAUAAUAUGGGUUAUACCGUUAAUAAUAACACAGAGCUUCUCAAAUUAUUACAAAAUGAAUCUGCUGAAAAAAUGAUUAAAGCAGCUGCUAAAAUAACCUCAAAUAAGCGUCCAUUUAAACCAGUAAUUGAAAAUGAAAAUAUUGCUGGUGAUUCGGCAUUUAUUACAAAAUGUUUCAUUGAAAAAUUCAAGACUGGAAAUUUUAAUCGACUGCCUCAUAUGAUGGGUUUUAUGGCUCAAGAAGCUAUAUUAUAUCUCGCUCGUACUUCUCUGACGAAAUUAAAACAAAAUGUCAGGGAAUUACGUAAUAAAGUGACAGUGUCUGUUGAUGAUUUUCCUUCAAAUUUAAGUCCAACAGUUGAAUAUAUGUUUGGAGGAUCAACGAAAAAUAUAUUUAGCAAUAUAAUCAACAAUUCAAUUAAUCAACUUGUUCAGAAUCUUACUGACUUACUUUACACGAGUGCCUUUGAUAUGAAGCAAAAGAUGAUGCAACAAUACACAAGGAUUUAUUAUUAUCGUAAUACAAUGAAUACUAAUGUAUCGUAUCAUAAAAUAUACAAUGGGGUUGACGUAGAAGGUGCAUCACACGGUGAUGACAUGCUAUAUUUAUGGCAUAAUUCGCAUAUAAAUUUGCCAAGUGAUCCACAUCAUCCAUAUAAUAUAGGCCGAUAUCGUUUAAUCAAAUUGUGGACUAAUUUCGCCAAGUAUUCAAAUCCAACGCCACUUGGUAACGAUGAUCCAUUGUUGAAUGUUACUUGGACAGAGUCAGGACCAGGAGGUUAUUAUCUUGACAUAAGCAACAAUGGUCUGACUAUGAUGCAAACAAGACCAAUAAAUGAUAAUAUAAAAAAUAUUCAACAAGAUUAUUUUACCGUUUUUGAAAAAUAUACCGGUUGUCAGUAAAAAGUAACACUUUUCGAGGCAAGUCAAGACGGUCUAGGUGCUACAAGUUUCGGUGUUGAGUUUUAACACCGAAUUAUAAUAACGCUACCAGUGUAAAUAUUCUUUACCGGUAUAAAAAAAUUUCCCGGUGUUAAAAUAUUUUUCGGUGCUAAAAAUAUUUUACAAUAGGUAGACAGUCUUGCUAUUAAUUAAUUAAUUAAAUUAUCAGUGAU
Molecule: messenger RNA, 2095 nt
Organism: Microplitis demolitor
Lineage: Eukaryota; Metazoa; Arthropoda; Insecta; Hymenoptera; Braconidae
Product: juvenile hormone esterase
Exons: 7
Coding region: 141-1883 (580 amino acids)
Source: RefSeq, a predicted model, not a curated record